Fomitopsis serialis is the source of this 2241-nucleotide messenger RNA. RefSeq lists its product as uncharacterized. NCBI's taxonomy places the organism in Eukaryota, Fungi, Basidiomycota, Agaricomycetes, Polyporales, Fomitopsidaceae. The record is from RefSeq and is a predicted model, not a curated record. Gene Ontology annotation, biological process: proteolysis. The transcript has 12 exons. The coding region runs from base 194 to 2110 and encodes 638 amino acids. Gene Ontology annotation, molecular function: cysteine-type endopeptidase activity.
CUUGAGUCCGCGCACCCAACAACUUGAACACGGAAUCCGACUUGCUUCACUAAGUUACCAGUGUCUACAUAGUAGCUCGGCGCAGACACACAGACAUUCAAGCCGGGUGUCCCGACUCCCUUCUCGUUUUCUCUGGUACGAACAGCCUUCAAAGGUGGUCUAACCAUGACGAUCCGUGUCGGUCAACCGUGACAUGCACUAUGUAGUGCCACCCGUCGAACAUCUCGGCAUACCAGUCGGCCGCUCCAUAGAUCGAGGACCCGUGUAUGCAGUAUCUCCCGAGUUGAAACGGAUAUUCGCCCUCGUUCAAUUCGACAGUACCUCGUUGCGAGGAGCUGUUCCUGAUGCGAAAGCAGUCGUAGAAUAUCUACAUGCUCAGCUGCAGGUUCCUACGGAUCAUAUUCGAUGUCUUCUCGAUCAUUCUGCGACGCGUACUGCUAUCAUUGAUCAAUUAUUACAGAUGCGGGAUGAUCCACGCAUCGAACCCGGAGAUCCUAUUCUUGUGUACUAUGCUGGGCAUGGCGGCGAAGCAGAACCUCCGUCGACAUGCCAGACAGUCCAUAGUAUUCCCGAUAGGACCCUAGGAGCAUUGCUGGCACGCCUAGCUGAGACAGUCAUAUUGGACUGCUGUCACUCUGGGUCUGGGACGCGGACGACUGUUUCAGAUCCUACUAGAACCCUACCCGAUGGCUUGGAUUCAUCCAUCUUAAGCCUCCACGGAGGCACGCGUCACGCAGAGAUCGCCCCGGGAUUUCUUCGCCGAGGUCUGCGCUCGCAUGUCCUUCUCGCCGCAUGUGGCUCGAAAGAGCUGGCGAUGGAACAACAAGAACGCGGUAUCUUCACUGUCGCCUUACUACGUACACUUUCGACUGUCGGUGCACACCGAGUGACCUACCGGGAUCUACUGCGACAGAUGUACGCACUACCAGGACAGAAUCCGCAGUGUGAAGGCUACUUUCAAGACCGAAUUCUCUUCAAUUCCAAGCUCUCGGCGUCGCGACCCCUCCACAUAGUCAGCCGAGACACAAGGGGUAAUCCUCGCAGCAGAGACGAUCCGAUCGUUGGGGCACCUCCUCUCACAAUCCUUCGCGUUUCGGAGGUGCGCUCAGUCGAGAGCACGCUCGUGGCCACAUCCGCCCACCCAACCUUAGAAUUGGCUCCUGGACAGUCAGCGUAUGCCCUGCAGACGGAGGCCGGUACUGACGAAUAUCUACAACUCCACAUUGCAACGGAGACCUGCCGCUCGUUCGUGUUGAAUGCCAUAGCAAACCAUACGCGAGAUGGUUUAUCGAGGCCUACGAAGGUUCAGCUGGUGGAUAAGGCUUCCGCAGACCUCGAGGCGGUCAUGGAGGCGUCGAUCAUGCAUCUGACCAUCCUGCAUCCGCUGAUCGCGGCGUGCGGUGUGCAGCACUUACCAUUUCACCUCGACGUCUCAACCGAUGAUGUCUGCGAGACGCUGCACGCAGCGUCGCACUUCUUCUGGCACCUAAAGCGGACAACCACGGAGCAGUCAUUAGCAGGGAGCGUGAGGAUAGAGUUCAGAAGACUGCGAGAGGUCCCUGCGGAGGAUGAGUUCGACGAUCCGACUUACGAGCCAUAUGGGCCAGAUCUAAAUAUCGCGGGCAUGGUCGACCUUCUCGUCGACGAGGAUGCCAUAUAUGGAAUCAAUCUCGUCAACGAGAGCCACUUCCCGCUCUAUCUUUCGCUGUUCUACUUCAGUAGCAGCGAUUUGAGCAUCACAUCGUAUUAUGAGCCACCAUCAGCAGGCUCUGUGCGAGUGGACCCACCUCUUGAGCCCUACGGAUCCGUAACCAUCGGAUACGGCACAGCUGGCUCAGCUCCGUACAACUACUACCUGUGGGAAAAUCAGGAACUCGACGUUGGGCUUUUGAAGCUCUUCCUGUCGACAGAGUACGUCGAUCUGUCGCACCUUUCCCAAGAAUCGCCGUUUCAUGGGGACCAUCGGGAAGCAAGGAUGGUGCGAAAUGUUACUCACGAGUCACUGUGGGACACCUCUCUCGUCACAGUCGUACACCGUAUGCGACCGCUUUCCGGGGAAAAGCAGAUGGCUUCCUCUAACCUUCGAGAACGAAUCGAUGGUAGGAUGUGACACACCUUUGUAUCUGAGCGCGAUGAAUUCCUAGACCGUCGAGCCUGACCCUAUGUCGAUCGUAUGUCGAAACAAGCCAUCUCGUCAUCUCCCUCUAGAUGAGCAUUUUGGUUUCUUCAGCAAUGACCGUC